CUCGCGAGAGUUGGCAAUAGCUUCCGCUUCGUACAACCAAGGAAGAGCAAAGAGUUUCAGAGUCUCAUCGUUAGUUUUUCUUUAUUUUAUUAUUACUUAUAAAAAUAGUAUGUAAAAUAUAUAUUUAAAUUUACUGGGGCACCAUGAUCAUCGGUUGGUGCUUCAUCUGUGCAUUUGCAGUGCUGAUAAGCAAAGUGUGUCUGCAGGUCACAGUAGUGGGUUUUAUUGGUGGUUCUGUUGUCCUCCCGUGUUCUUCAACUGCACAUAAUUUUAAACUUCAAGACAUUAAUGUGCUUUGGAGAGACAAACGCAGUGAGAGUAUUUGUAAUGUAAUUAAAGGAGAAGAUUCAGUAGAACGACAGGGGGUACGGUACAAGAACAGAACGGAAACUUUUCCUGAGGAUUAUUUGAGAGGAAACUUUUCCAUCAAACUCAAAAAUCUGACUCGCACUGAUGCAGGAGAAUUCAGCUGUUUCAUCACACACUCACAUGAACUUUGUACUGUACAGCUGAUCAUCAAUGAAACAGCAGGAAAAGGAAACCAAUCCAGUGAACAAGAAAACCAUGGGCCAGAAACACAAUCAGACUGGACGGUCUUGAUCUGUGUUUUUAUAGUAUUAAUUGUGAUCAUUGUCGUGGCCGGUAUCAUGGCCGGUUUCAUGUAUCACAGGAAAAAAAGGUUUUCGGCUGAUUAUAUAGGAGUAACAAUGACAAGUUAAAUGUUUGAACAGACUCACUUCCUCUUAUUUUAUGAGUACAGUAGUCAAUAUUUGAAGUGGAUCAAAACAUUUAAUCAGAGUUGUCCUAAAACCAAAACAAUACCCGUUCUUGCCUUAGGACAACUUUGAUAAACUUUUAUUGACUGACUUCAAAUGUUGACUACUGUAUACUACAAGGUAAAUGUUACUUUCAGCAGAAUUUGUACAGCUUUAAUUGUUUCUUAAUUAAAAUACUGUGCAAAAUACUGUUAAGGCCUGUUGCUCCUUAAGUGUCAGUUGCAUCUGAGCAAAGGUUUUUUUUUUUUUCAGGCACCCAUGUUACAACAAAUAGGAGUGUUGACUUGAGAAGCUUGAACAGCAUGUCAUGAUUAACCCUUUAGUGUUCUAGUAAAAUUUGCAGUACAGUGGAAUGCUAGCAGGUUAAUUGUAUUUUCUGCUGCAACUCGUGUUCCUCAACGUUUCACAGAUACACCAUGAAUCAUUGAAAAAUGUAUCUUACAGUGUGACAUGAUGUAACACUUGAAAUGUGUCCCCACAUUAAGUCCUUAAAUUUGAAGGUAUUGGACCUGGAAAAGUCCUUAAAAGGUUCUGAAGUAACCAAGGUGUGGGAACCCUGAAACAAUGUGCACUGCUUGUUCUUAUUGCAUAACGAUGAGAUCUAGAAAUACUAUAUAAGAAAAAGUUGUUUUGCUGUUAAUCCUGUCAAUAAGUGGCUGCCUUAACAAUUAUGAACCACAAGUGUACUUUCUUUGUGUUGUGUUUGCCAGAAUAAAUGUAUUUUGUAUUCUC
This is a messenger RNA of Labeo rohita (rohu), 1508 nucleotides long. Its product is annotated as V-set domain-containing T-cell activation inhibitor 1-like. Gene Ontology annotation, cellular component: external side of plasma membrane. NCBI's taxonomy places the organism in Eukaryota, Metazoa, Chordata, Actinopteri, Cypriniformes, Cyprinidae. The transcript is spliced from 4 exons. Bases 144 to 719 code for a protein of 191 amino acids. The record is from RefSeq and is a predicted model, not a curated record. Gene Ontology annotation, biological process: positive regulation of T cell proliferation; cellular response to lipopolysaccharide; negative regulation of T cell proliferation.